Messenger RNA from Petromyzon marinus (sea lamprey), 2350 nucleotides. RefSeq names its product beta-citrylglutamate synthase B-like. Gene Ontology annotation, molecular function: ATP binding; metal ion binding; N-acetyl-L-aspartate-L-glutamate ligase activity. Gene Ontology annotation, cellular component: cytoplasm. The record is from RefSeq and is a predicted model, not a curated record. Lineage: Eukaryota; Metazoa; Chordata; Hyperoartia; Petromyzontiformes; Petromyzontidae.
GGAAAAUAUGCAACUAAGUGAGUCAUGUUUAAAAAAAAAAUCAGUCUUUGUGAACUAUAUUUUACCAUUGUCACUGCUAAUUAACUCAGCAAACAGCCCUAAAUCACACUUAAUCAAAUUUGCAAUAAACAUAUAGAAUAUGCACGUACAAAGUAUGCAAAACACAUUUUACCUAAAAUAACAAGAUGAGGUAUAGUCAGAGCCUGACUAAAUAAUAAUGAGAUGUCAUUAAAUUAUCUUCAGAAUUUGUAUUUCACCACAGAAAUUAGAGCAAUUAAAUGACACUUAAUGUUUAUCAGUCUAAAAUGUAUAUUUGAUAUUGUUGAGACCCACUGUGUUAAUAAGCCUGUUUCAAGGUUUGCAUUUCUGCAGCAUCAAACUUUUUUUUACCAAAAAUGGUGACACCCCACAUUAUUUGAAGACUCCAAGGUAAUAUAAUUUGCAAACACAACCACACCCAGUGGGACUCAGCCGACUGGUUUUGCGGUUGAACAGUUCGUUUCACAGUACAUUUCCAGAGCACAAUUAAUUCGCUGAGAGCUGACGUCCCUCCCCAUCACAAAGCCUGACGCGACCGCAUGUUGUGCAGAUCAGAGGCACCCACCCAUUCACAUACACGCAGUGCAUCGGCCGCAUUGCAUCGGCAAAGGAUCCCGAGACCCGGUCAGCACCAUGGCCGAGAAGACUCUCUGGUUGCUUCUCAACCGUCCGAAGAAGACGACCAAGCCUGCGGAGGAGGCAAAGAAUGGGGACGACAUCCCCAAGAAGCUGGAAAACCUGGCAACGGAGCGCUCUACGGCACAGAGCGUAGGCCUGCGUGUCGUCUACAUUGAGGACAUAGUCAUGUCAUUGGAGGGAGGGGUCCUGGGCAUGUACGUGACGAAAGAGAAGGUGAGCGAGUACCCUACAGCUGUGCUCGUACAGGCAGAUGCAGGCCGGGCAGGUGGGGACACGGAGAAGCUUCACACCCUGCUGUGCCACUUGGAGAGGAUGGGCAGCCGCCUCUUCAACCGCAGCCAGGCCCUCGCUUCCUGCCGCAACACAUUCCGCACGUACCAGGAGCUGUCCGGGCACGAGCUGCCACUGCUCGACACCUUCCUAUGCGAGCUGGGUGGAGACCCCCAACAGAGCUUCCGGGCCAUGGCUCAGGAGGGAGAAAAACUGGAAUACCCUAUCCUCCUGCGAGAAAGCAAGGGGCAGGAGGUAUUCUUUGCCCGGGAAAAGAAAUUCCUGCACAGUCGCACGUACUUGCUGCGGCGUGAGCAACCCUACAUGUUCCAGCGCUACGUGAAAGGGGGCGGCAACAUGGAGGCGCUGGUGUUGGUGGUGGGCAGCAAGGUGGCUGGGGCCCAACUCAGAUGCUGCAAAGGCCUGGAAGCAGAAGGAACCCCGGGCGAGGAUGACAAAUCAAAGGAUUGGGAGCUGAGCGCUGAAGGCAAGGAGUUGGCUCUGAAAGUGGCCAAGAUCCUGCAAGUGGACAUCUGUGGAGUCGUCUUGCAGUGCGGAGACAAUGGAUCGUUCUUCGUCACAGAAGUGAAUGCCAGCAUGGAACUGGGCGCACUCGGAGACAUCUUCAAAGAGGAUGUGGUGGGGGCUGCCCUAGACCACGUGCUGGCUUACAUCAACAGCCAAAAGAGUGCUGCCUAAAAACAGCUGCCAUUAACCGCAAAGCGGCAGAGCGAGGCCCCGCUUAUGAAUAUAUGGCUUAUUCAUGGCAUGUUAAUGUUCCAAAUAUUACAUGUCACAGUAGUGGUCAUUAAGUGAUGUACAAGUACCUAAUUAUGCCAUUGUAACGAAAACAAUCCGAGACAGAAUUUUAAAUAAUUACACAUAACUAAAUUAUGACCAAAGUAUUGUCUGUGUAUUCCAGUACAUACAAUACUUUUAAUAUUCCAUAAAUUAAGCAUUUUCACAUUCGUUAUCAAUUUAAUUGAGAAGCUUUUGGAUAGAUGACUUACAUUUAAAAUUGUCAUGAUUUUAGCUGUUCUCCAGCCAAACCAAAACUAAAUAUCCUAAUACUACUUAAAUUACAUUUGAAACUUUCUGACUGAUCUAACAUAGCGAUGCAGAUAUCAUGGUCAUGUGUUUUGCUGGAUAACACAUACAUAGUGUAUUAUUCUGCAAAUGUUCUCUGUUGGUUAUCUCAUCAACUAUGUUGCCACGUAUGCAUUGGCCAGGUUUUCAUAUUGAACAGAACGCACCUUCUGUGCCAAUUAAACGUUAUACUUAAUAUGCAUGUAUGUUAAACUUAUUUCGCACCGUACAUAACCAACCUUGCUUAUCGGAGGUGCGGGGGAUGGACAACAAGCUAAACACAAAAACAAGUUCUAAACAAAUUAUUUUUCAAUCU